Molecule: messenger RNA, 588 nt
Organism: Racocetra persica
Lineage: Eukaryota; Fungi; Glomeromycota; Glomeromycetes; Diversisporales; Gigasporaceae
Source: the annotation of a GenBank genome assembly
AUGUCGUCCAAACCAUUUUAUUGUCUCUUAUGUUCUAAAACUUAUUCAACGAAAAAGUCGUUGGUAUCUCACGAAGUAAAUAAACACCCACGUAACCGUGUCGUACCUCAUAGCUCUGGGUUUGAGCUUCCUUCUAGUUGGUGCCAGUGCCAAUUUCGUUCGGUUUUUCUUGCGAAUGUAAAGUCCCGCCUUCAUACUCACCGGUCAGCCCAAGGCUUCAAACAAUUUACUAUACACUGUCAUGAAAAUCUUUUUUUUUAUGUAUUUCACCAAGAACCAGGUUUUGAAUACCGGUCGGCCCAGCGAAAGUAUAAAUGUACAUAUAAGGGAAAAGACGGAUACCAAAAAAUCGGCUACAUUUUCGCGCAUCCUGGCUGGGGAGAAAAAAAAACAAAAACAGGAAGUGUGGUUAAAGUAGCGACUGAAAAGAAGGAUUCUGAAACACAAAAGAUGGUCGAAGCUGAGUUUGGGUUCUUUUGGGAAGAACGAACAACAGAGGAGGAACAUAAUGAAAAAACUUAUACAUGGGUUUAUGGACUUUUAAAAUUUACAUUCGAAAUUUGUAAGCGAAAUGUAGUUGUAGUUUAA